Messenger RNA from Labrus bergylta (ballan wrasse), 4418 nucleotides. RefSeq names its product leucine-rich repeat and fibronectin type-III domain-containing protein 2. The record is from RefSeq and is a predicted model, not a curated record. Gene Ontology annotation, cellular component: cell surface; postsynaptic density membrane. Gene Ontology annotation, molecular function: protein binding. Lineage: Eukaryota; Metazoa; Chordata; Actinopteri; Labriformes; Labridae.
AUUGUAUGAACUAACAUGGACAAAGUGGUCAUCAGUCUCCUGCUUCUGGGAACCACAGUUACAAUGGUCCAUGCAUGUCCCAAAUACUGUGUCUGCCAGAACCUCUCAGAAUCUCUGGGGACUCUGUGCCCUUCCAAAGGCCUGCUCUUUGUCCCACCGGACAUCGACCGGCGAACUGUGGAGCUGCGCCUUGGAGGAAACUUUAUCCUCAAGAUCUCCACUCAGGACUUUGCCAACAUGACGGGCCUCGUAGAUCUCACCUUGUCCCGCAACACCAUCGGCAACAUCCAGCCUUUUUCUUUCAUUGACCUGGAGACCCUGAGAUCGCUGCACCUUGACAGUAACCGGUUGACUGAGCUCGGACCUGAUGACCUUCGAGGGCUGAUCAAUCUGCAACACCUCAUCCUCAACAACAAUCAACUGAAUCAAAUCAACAAUGCAGCCUUUGACGACUUGUUACUGACGUUAGAGGACCUGGAUUUGUCAUAUAACAACUUACGCAGUGUGCCUUGGGAAGCCGUUCGUAAGAUGGUCAACCUCCAUCAGAUGAGUUUGGAUCAUAACCUCAUCGCCUUCAUUUCAGAGGGAACUUUUACAGAUUUGGAGAAACUUGCCCGAUUGGACCUCACCUCUAACCGUCUGCAGAAGCUCCCUCCAGAUCCCAUCUUUGGGCGCUCCCAGAGUAAUGUAGUUUUGAGCACUCCUUAUCUUCCUCCGCUGUCUCUUAGCUUUGGUGGCAACCCUUUGCACUGCAACUGUGAAGUGCUUUGGCUCCGAAGGCUGGAGCGUGAGGAUGAUAUGGAAACCUGUGCUUCUCCUGCCAGUCUAAAAGGCCGCUACUUUUGGUCUGUUCGGGAGGAAGAGUUCGUUUGUGAGCCCCCUUUAAUCACUCAACAUACACACAAGUUACUUGUACUGGAAGGCCAAACAGCAAGCUUGCGUUGCAAAGCAGUUGGUGAUCCAAUGCCGAUGGUGCAUUGGGUUGCUCCUGAUGACCGUUUGAUCAGCAACUCCUCCCGAGCAACAGUAUAUGAGAAUGGAACCCUGGACAUUACAAUAACCACAUCUAAGGAUUAUGGUACGUUUACUUGCAUAGCUGCUAAUGCCGCUGGGGAAUCUACAGCCUCCAUAGAGCUCUCAAUCAUUCAACUUCCACAUCUGGGUAAUGGUACAAACCGUACCACACAGUCCAAAUCAGGGCUUUCGGACAUAACUAGCUCUACCAAGAUCAGCAAAGGGGAGCCUAAACCUCUGCCGGAGAAGGUGGUGUCUGUAUCAGAAGUGACUGCUGUCUCUGCUAUGGUUAAGUGGACCGUUAGCAAAGCAACUCCAAAGGUCAAAAUGUAUCAGCUUCAGUACAAUUGUUCUGAGGAUGAGGUCCUCAUUUACAGGAUGAUAUCAAUGACUAACAGAGCUUUUGUAGUCACAAAUCUUGUCCCAGGAAUGCAGUAUGACCUGUGUGUGUUGGCCAUCUGGGAUGACACAGCCACCACCCUCACUGCCACCAAUAUAGUUGGCUGUGUCCAGUUCAUCACCACGGAGGACUACCCACAGUGCCAGUCUCUCCACAGUGGCUUCCUGGGUGGCACCAUGAUCCUGGUCAUUGGUGGCAUUAUUGUUGCCACGCUGCUGGUGUUCAUCAUUAUACUAAUGGUGCGGUACAAGGUGACCAGUGGCAUCCAGACUAAUAAAUUACCCUCUGUGAGCAACACAUACUCGCAGACCAAUGGGGGAUUGAACAGGUUCAAUGGUGCCCCACCACAGGUCAAGUCCACUGUGGUGGUCAUGCGUGAGGAAAUGGUAGAGUUUAAGUGUGGAUCCCUCCAGAGUAGUCUCUCUUCAUCCUCUUCCUCUUCUAACUCAUUAGACAGCCACACAGGCAGGAAGGCUAAUGACCGCUACAGCAUGCAGGGCAGUGAAUGCAGCACGUUGCCCAGCAGCAAGUUCAGGAGGCACGGCGCAAAAGCACGACCAAACCUGGACAACCUAUUAGGGGCCUUCACCUCACUGGAGCUGCGAGGGGUAGUGAGGGAACACCAAGGGGCCUCUGGACCUUCCUCCACUUCUACUGCUAUGACGACGGUGGCUGUGGCGCCCCCGUCUGAUAAAGAACCCCUACUUGGGAGGGCUGAGUCUACCACCAUGCUUGGACGUUUACUUGGGCUGCCCCAGGAGGGUAAGCCCAAGAGGAGCCACUCGUUUGACAUGGGUCAUGUCGGGGCUGCACAGUGUCGCAGCAGCCACCCUCGCAGGAUAAGCAACAUCUGGACUAAGCGCAGUCUAUCUGUGAAUGGCAUGCUGCUGCAGUAUGAUGACAGUGAGGACGAGAAGCCCCCAUUCGAGAGCUCUGAGUGGGUUAUGGAAAGCACAGUUUGAGUCCAACUGUGAGAUCAAUGGACAUAUGAUGAAUCUAUGUCAAGAACUUGAGUAUAGAUGAGAUAUCCCUGAGGGAAUCUGCCUUUGGGUACGGCAUGAAUGUACUCCAUGUGAAAACUGUGUAAGCAACUAUGUAAGAAAAGACACCCAUCUCUAAAGAUUCCUGGCAAUGAUCUCAAGUAUUUGACAGUCUCUUGAAGUAUUUAAAAUACUGUCUGGAUUCAAAAGAACAUAGAAUCUUGAAUUAUGCUGAUGGGAAUCAUUCCUUAUCCACAGGGCACAUGUGAGUAUCUCUGAAAAGGGAAGACGGAAGAAAGAAGUGGAUUUAAUAUGUCUAUAUCGUGAGAACUGAAUGCCAAGAGGAUUAACUGCAGCUGUCGUGAAGUAUAUGUGCAUCACAAUGUCUUGGACCCUCAGCGUGACAUGGGACUACUGCAACAGUAGAGAGAAGGACUGGAGGGGCCAAUAGAAACAAAAGUCAUUUUUAUUUUUCACAAGUUUUUCUAUCAUUUUUACUAUUUAUUAUUUGAGGUGAUUCAUCAGCAGGUAGAGGCACAGCUCUUCAGAGGUUUUAGUUGUUCACACAGAGAUGCCAUUCUUUCAUGUGCAGCCAUUUCACAUUAUACAACAGUGGGAUUUCAAUUAAUCACAAAUCAAACCUUUUUUUUUUUUUUUGGUAAUGCCCUAUGCUCUAGUUAUCAGCAACAUAGAACCACAGCAAGCCAGUCUUGUAUUUCUACCUCAGGUUAUGUAUCCUAUGAGGUCAUGUAUAAAAGAAUGCAGAUUAACCCAAAUGCAAAGUAUGGACCACAAACAGCCCGAGACACAAAGUUAUGUGCCCAUUUGCAAAUGCUUCAAAUAAUUAUUUAGUCUACAACCAAUUCAACCCAACAUUCCCCUGCUCAGGUUGACGUUCUGCUUUGACUCAAUGUCUUCAUGAAUGCUUUCAUACUCUCCCCAUUGGUUAACGCUGUUGACAAUGGUCCCUGUUGGCGAAUAGGCCGUUAAUGUAAACACAGUGUUUACCGCAGGGUAUGGUUUCAGAUGCAAUCAACACAUAUUACAGUCUCCUGAUUGGAAUAGGCUUUGAAAUCCAACAAGCCCACAUACUCAGUUUGCUUCAACUCAUAGAAGGUUGGAUUAUUCGGCUGUAAUUCUCAUGAGGUAACACAAACAAGAGAGUAUUAGAAUUACUCACUUAGCCUGGUUAUGUAAUGAGUCCAAAUUGAAGUCUAUGAGCAUGAUAAAGGUCAUUGAGCUGUUUAGCAGAGAACAGUAGUGGGAGAGGGCCGAGAAUUACAGAAGGAGAACUUUUUAAGGCCCAAACCAUCACUGAUUGGCAAAAUCUUUGGCAAUGUAUUUCAUCCAAUUGCACAAAAAAAAAUGUUGGUUUAUGUCUUAUUCUAACUGAUUCAUCAAGGGAACCAUUUAUUGUUUCAUUUACUUUUAUUCAGAGCUGUACAUUGCAAGAGGAUACUUUAAAAUAGUGGCUAUUCAAAUAACUGCCCACAAUUAACAGAUACAUCCAUACCUAUUUUGAUGCCUUUCUCAAUAUCUUGAGCCUCUGCUGCAUUUCAAAAUGUGAGCUGGUCAUCAUUUUUUAUUAUGUUCUUCUUCCCUAGGUGUAAUGUUCUGUAUAUUGGCAUUUCUUUUUGUAAAAUUUCUGGGUGAGAAUGUAAAGGGCAGAAAAUUGUGCAGUAGUACUUUUAUGUUCAUGUGAAGCAAACAGUGGGAAGGUGCUUUACUGUGGUGUACCAACUUGGUCAUUGUAAGUUGGCUCACUGGAAUGGGAUUCAACAUUAUACAAGUGGAGAAAUGGCAGUUUGAAAGGGUCAGUUCACAAACACUAGAAAACACAUAUUUUCUGACUUACCUUUGGUGUUUCUGGCCAUCUAGAUACUCUUGAUGUCUUUUUCCCCAGGUUUGUAGAAACCCUGCCAUGAGUUUUCUACCUUUACCAUAUUUGGUGGAUUUGCUUUCUAAAUAUUAUCUUUUACUGUAUUAUUUUUUUAAGAAAUUAAAGUGAUAUUGGAUGUACAUGA